UGGCAUGGACGAAUGUUUGUUAGCUUCCGGUGACAACGUUGACUGUGUGGCGGACGAGUUCGUUCCACUCCAGCUCCACUGUUAAAAGGCGAGAAUAUGUGGAGGGGAAUCUCGAGUGAGCUGCAAGCCAAGCGCCAGGAGAGCAAUUUAAGCAAAAAAGCAGCGGAGGACAAGGGGGUAUCCAUCUAUCCCAUCUAUCUCUCUAUCAUCCGCAAGGAUUAUAGCUAUGGCGGUCUUGUGCUGCUCACACCACCCUAGCACGCAGCUCAGAAAUCCCCAUGAGUCGUCCUCCCACCACAAAUUCGCCAAGGGCAUGGUGGCUUUUCCAGGCAGCUCGCGGCCCAUGAAGUUCUCGCCGCCGCCGAGAUGGAGAAUGCUGGCGACCCCCGCGUCGCGGACGCUCCAGGACGUCAAGAACAGCAGCACAGGUGAAUCCUCCUUCGAUCUCCAAUCCUACUUGCAAUUCAAGGGCGUGGCCGUGAACGCGGCGCUGGACGAGGCGCUGCCGAUGCGCUACCCGGACAAGAUCCACGAGGCCAUGCGCUACUCGCUGCUGGCGGGCGGCAAGCGCGUGCGGCCCAUCCUGUGCAUCGCCGCCAGCGAGAUGAUCCCCGGCGGCACCCAGGAGGCGGCCAUGCCGUCCGCCAUAGCCAUGGAGAUGAUCCACACCAUGAGCCUCAUCCACGACGAUCUCCCGUGCAUGGACAACGACGAUCUCCGCCGCGGCAAGCCCACUUGCCACAAGGCGUUUGGCGAGGACACGGCGGUGCUGGCGGGCGACGCGAUGCUCUCGCUCGCGUUCGAGCACAUCGCGCGGUGCAGCGCGGGCGUGCCGGCGGAGCGAGUGGUGCGCAUCGUGUCGGAGCUGGGCAGCGCGGUGGGAUCGCAGGGCCUGGUGGCCGGCCAGAUCGUGGACAUCGCCUGCGAGGGCAAGGAGGGCGUGGACCUGGACACGCUGCGCUACAUCCACAUCCACAAGACGGGCAAGCUGCUCGAGGCGGCGGGCGUGUGCGGCGCCAUCGCGGGCGGCGCGAGCGAGGAGGAGGUGGGCAGGGUGCGGAGCUACUCGCAGGCGGUCGGGCUGCUGUUCCAGGUGGUGGACGACAUCCUGGACGUGACCAAGAGCUCGCAGGAGCUGGGCAAGACGGCGGGCAAGGACUUGAUCUCGGACAAGACCACGUAUCCCAAGCUGCUGGGCUUGCAAGGGGCGCGCGACUACGCGGAGGAGCUCCUGGCGGGGGCCAAGCAGCAGCUGGCGGCGUUUGGGGAGUCGAGGGCGGCGCCACUGCUCGCGCUGGCCGACUACAUUGCCUACCGUCAAAAUUGACCGUGUACCAUUUUAGGGCUUAUUCUUUAUACGAAAGGAAAGCGUCAAAAAGUUGAUCACAUUUC
Selaginella moellendorffii is the source of this 1392-nucleotide messenger RNA. Its product is annotated as geranylgeranyl pyrophosphate synthase, chloroplastic. NCBI's taxonomy places the organism in Eukaryota, Viridiplantae, Streptophyta, Lycopodiopsida, Selaginellales, Selaginellaceae. The transcript has a single exon. The record is from RefSeq and is a predicted model, not a curated record. The coding region runs from base 227 to 1327 and encodes 366 amino acids. Gene Ontology annotation, molecular function: prenyltransferase activity. Gene Ontology annotation, biological process: isoprenoid biosynthetic process.